AUGCUGUAUUCCCAAACUUUUCAGAUUAGUUUUUUUGUCUUUAACGAGUUUAUAAUUUCAGAGAUAGAUUUUAACGAGGAGGAGCGAUCGGAGUGUAAAGAUGGUAAGAACAGCAAAUCCCUGACCAGAAGUGACCUGGAUAAGAUGAACCUGAGAGAUCCCAAAACUUUGGCCGAAAUUGCCAAGAAAUUCACGAGAAAAAAGGUCAACAGUCCGACCGAGAGAACAGUUAAAUGCACUGACCCGGAUUGUUCGAAGAUGUUUAAGGAUCAUAUCGGAUUACGGAAACAUCUGUUAUCUCACGCCCCUAAAGUGCACGUGUGCGCGGAGUGUGGUAAGGCGUUCAAGGAGAGUUCUAAGCUGAAGCGACAUGCUCUGGUCCACACUGGAGAAAAGCCCUUUCAGGUGAAGAUUUCCUUCACUAUUUAA
This is a messenger RNA of Bolinopsis microptera, 429 nucleotides long. Its product is annotated as transcriptional repressor protein YY1-like. Lineage: Eukaryota; Metazoa; Ctenophora; Tentaculata; Lobata; Bolinopsidae. The transcript is spliced from 4 exons. The coding region runs from base 1 to 429 and encodes 142 amino acids. Gene Ontology annotation, biological process: regulation of transcription by RNA polymerase II. Gene Ontology annotation, molecular function: DNA-binding transcription factor activity, RNA polymerase II-specific; RNA polymerase II cis-regulatory region sequence-specific DNA binding. Gene Ontology annotation, cellular component: PcG protein complex; transcription regulator complex; chromatin. The record is from RefSeq and is a predicted model, not a curated record.